CUCAUAAAGGGGAUCGACCUGGCCUAGUGCUUUGGUAUCGUUGGUGAUUCCUCUAUAUAUUUCCGCCAUCUGCCUCUGCCUCUCCUCAAGCUACCAUUUCUCAGAAACCAAAAAUUCCUCGCACACAAAUUUUUUUUUUAAAAAUCCUAUUGUUUUAUUUGCCACUACCCAUCUCUACAAUGACAACUAGCAAAAGUUCACUCUGUGGACUAGCCCCACUUGAAGCAAUACUAUUCGACGUUGAUGGAACUCUAUGUGAUUCAGAUCCGCUUCACCACCUUGCCUUCAGCGAAAUGCUUCAAGAGAUAGGUUUCAACGGAGGAGUUCCCAUUGAUGAGGAGUUCUACAUUAAGACUAUUUCUGGAAAACAUGAGGCUGAUAUUGCCAGGGCUCUCUUCCCUGAUGACCACGAACGGGGUAUAAAGUUCGUAGAGGACCAAGAAGCCGUGUUUCGUCGACUCGCUGCAGAACAAUUGAAACCUCUGAAUGGUCUUUUUAAGGUGAAGAAGUGGGUCGAAGAUCGCGGGCUGAAGCGUGCUGCUGUCACAAACGCUCCGAGGAUCAAUGCUGAACUCAUGAUCUCGCGUCUCGGGCUCUCCGAUUUUUUCGAUGCUGUAAUUAUCGGAAGCGAAUGUGCUCGUGCCAAGCCGCAUCCGGAUCCCUACUUGAAGGCUCUGGAUAUCCUCAAGGCAUCGAAGAAUCAUACUUUUAUAUUUGAGGAUUCGGUCUCCGGGAUAAAAGCUGGAGUCGCAGCUGGAAUGCAAGUUGUUGGUAUAGCGACCAGAAAUCCGGAACAUUUGCUGAUGCAAGCGAAGCCCGCAUUUCUUAUAAAAGAUUAUGCUGAUCCAAAAUUGUGGGAGGCGCUAGAAGAGCUUGACAGGAAGAAGGGUAAGGCCUCAAAUGAAGCUUAAAACUCCAUUUAUUGGGGUGAAAAAAAAAAAAAAAAAAAAAAAAAAAAAAAAA
Molecule: messenger RNA, 963 nt
Organism: Morus notabilis
Lineage: Eukaryota; Viridiplantae; Streptophyta; Magnoliopsida; Rosales; Moraceae
Product: haloacid dehalogenase-like hydrolase domain-containing protein Sgpp
Exons: 5
Coding region: 180-911 (243 amino acids)
Source: RefSeq, a predicted model, not a curated record